AGGGAGAGAAAGGUAGUGUUUCUGAAACACGGUCGUCAUCCCCGUUCAUCCUUCCCUCUGCCUUCAAUUGUAGCUUAAUAUCCUCCCAUACGUCUCCACGGUGGGGAGAACACUUGGCUUCCUUAUCUGGGAAAUGGAGAUAAAAAUAACACCUAGCUCACAAGGCUACUGUGAGGAUCAAAUGAGAUGGACCACACAGAGUGCUCCGACACAGUGGGCAUAGAGUAGAGCUCCAGAAAUGAUAACCAGUAUAAUUGCAGUUAUAAUUCCAAUUAUCUUUCAUGUGGAAGGACCUUUUGGAAUGGCUGCACCAAGGGAGGCUGGCUGCUCCAGCCCCCUUUCCUACCAGAUGUGGGGCCUUUCCAACUCACCACUUCAUUUGCCUGCCCUGCAAGGGGCUUGGCUGAAGCACGCUGCUGCCCUGUCUGCAAGGUGUGCAUUUUAAGGCAAAGGGAGUAAAGCGAAACCUUCCUCCCUGUCUACGUUUUCAGUGGGGACACGGGGGAAAAUAGAUCCCACCCCAGUCCUUAAUCCUGAGGGUACAGAGGAGUUUCUGCCCCUGUCUGGGAGGACCUAAGGAAAGGGGCUUGGGUUUCGUGGGCCCUGAGGAAGGAAGGAAGGAGGUGGGCAUGGAAAGAGCUGGAGGCUUGAGGCGAGGCCUCAGCUCUGGGUCGGGGUGUGAGCCAAGGGAGUGGGGGAGGAACGGAUGUCAGAAGCCUCUCUAGUGCGGACCCUCGUGAAUCAACCACGGGGAUCCCCAGGGUUAUGAAAGAGGAUAUUAUGCCACCCAGAACUCGGCUACAGAGCGAAUGAAUCACAUUCCCUCAGAAACUUCCUGAGAGCUACAUCAUCUUUGUCAAGAUUGAACUUCCCACGGUGAGAGGUCCUUGGCCUUGGCUGGCCCAGGGCUGCAGGGGAACUGGCAGCAUUGAGUGACCAGGCAGAUGUGCUCCCAUGAGAGUUCCUUCCAACCCACCCAGUUGCUGCUGCUGGUGGGGGUCCCGGUGGCAAGUGCCCUCCUUCUGGUCCAGUGCCUUCGAUGGCACUGCCCUCGCUGGCUGCUGGGGGCCUGCUGGAAGCUGGAUAGCCAAGACGAGCUAGGAGGCCAUCCCACUCCCCUACCAGAAAAUGAGUCCUCAAGGCAGUGCCCGCCGGCCACACUGCCAGAGAUGGCCGCCUUCUACCAGGAACUGCACACGCCCACUCAAGGCCAGACCAUCGUCCGUCAGCUGAUGCACAAGCUGUUGGUGUUUUCGGCUCGGGAGGUGGAUCACCGUGGCGGCUGCCUGAUGCUCCAAAAUACGGGCAUCUCCCUGCUUAUCCCGCCAGGAGCUGUGGCUGUGGGCCGCCAAGAGCGCGUGUCACUGAUCCUGGUGUGGGACUUGUCGGACGCCCCAUCACUGUCCCGAGCCCAGGGGCUGGUGAGCCCUGUGGUGGCCUGUGGCCCCCAUGGGGCCUCCUUCCUGAAGCCCUGUACCCUCACAUUCAAGCACUGUGCCCAGGAGCCCACCCAGGCCCGUACCUACAGCAGCAACACAGCCCUGCUCGAUGCCAAGGCCUGGAGGCCCCUGGGGCGGCCUGGGGCCCACACCUCCCGGGACGAGUGUCGCAUCCAGCUCUACCACUUCAGCCUCUACACCUGCGUGCUGGAGGCGCCGGUGGGCCGGGAUGCCCGCAAAUGGCUGCAGCUGGCUAUGUUCUGCUCGCCCCUGGCGCCGGCGCAGUCCCACCUGCAGCUGCGCAUCUACUUUCUCAACAACACUCCCUGUGCCCUGCAGUGGGCCAUGGCCAAUGAACAGCCCCACGGUGGGUGCCUGCGCGGACCCUGCCAGCUCUUCGACUUCACGGGGGCCCGAGGGGACCAGUGCCUGAAGCUCAAGUACAUCUCUGAGGGUUGGGAGAAUGUGGAUGAGAGCAGUUGCCAGCUGGUUCCCCAUCUCCACAUCUGGCAUGGAAAGUGCCCCUUCCGCUCCUUCUGCUUCCGGAGAAAAGCAGCCAAUGAGAAUGAGGACUGCUCCGCACUUACCAGUGAGAUCAUCGUCACCAUGCACACCUUCCAGGAUGGCUUGGAGACCAAGUACAUGGAAAUCCUCAGAUUCCAGGCAUCAGAGGAAGAAUCCUGGGCAGCCCCACCCCCUGUCUCUCAGCCACCCCCAUGCAACAGGCUGCCUCCAGAGCUCUUUGAGCAACUGCAGAUGUUGUUGGAACCAAACAGCAUCACGGGCAAUGACUGGCGUCGGCUGGCCUCCCACCUGGGGCUCUGUGGCAUGAAAAUCCGCAAUCAGUUGGAGAACAAUUCUGAGCUGGGCUCCGGAACCCAGACUGUGAGUGCAGUGGUCAGGAAGGACUUCACCCAGGAGAUGGGAGUAGAGCUGGACCCAGCUGAAAGCAGAGUGACUUUAAAAAUCACCUAUUUAUUAAACAUUUAUCAAGUAUCCACUAUGUCCUGGAAAACUAUGCUAAGCACUGGAAUACAAGAUAAAUGAGACCUGGUUCGAGCAUCCAGGAACUCACACUGUGGGAAGGGAUCCAGAGAGCCUAACACAAUAAAGGCAGUGCUUCUUGUGCCUUAUUGUGUAUAUCCAAUGCUGCCCAGCAAGUUGAAAACAGAGACACAAAACAGCUAGAGCAAGAAUAACGAAGACGUGGGGGGUAGCUCUGACCAGAAGUCUGAACUGGAGGGUGCAGAUGGUCUCCACCUAGGAAGUGGGUAUUAGAAAGGUCUUUAGGGAGGAGGUGAUAGGGAAGGGGGGAGCGGCGACUCUCUUGGGAGGGAGUAGCACAGCUGGUUGUGGGUGUGGUGUGUGCAAGGUGGGAAAGGGAUAGGCUCACCGCAGGAAGGUUCAGGAUGGGAUUGGGAGAAGAGAUCAGGAAAAAAUGGCAACACCAAGUACCAGGUUGUGGGUGAGCUGGGGGUCUGGAGUAUGGGCUUGGCUAGUGCCAGAAAGAGGCUCUGGAAAGUUUUUUGAGCAGGGGAGGGUCCUGGUGAAGCCAUGAUUUAGAACAACUCUUUCCUGCCUGGCAGGCAGGGUGUGGUGGCCUGGGGGAGAGGGAGGAGGAGGGGAGAGUGUGUUUGGGGUGGGGGACAAGGAGAGAGCAAUUACAGACCAUCCCAGCUGGAAGCAACCUUAGAGGCCCUCUUGUCCAAGCCCUCGGUGAAGGAGGAGGAAACCGGGGUCUAGAGAGAAGUAGCCUUUGAGCCAGGACAAUCUCAGGUCUCAAGGUCCCGGGCCCUCCCACCACCGCGGGCCCCUGGAAGGCAGGUAAGAGCAGGAUGAGGGCCCGCGCUGGGGGAGCGGGUGGAUCUGGCCACCGCGCGCCCACCAGC
Leptonychotes weddellii (Weddell seal) is the source of this 3328-nucleotide messenger RNA. The record is from RefSeq and is a predicted model, not a curated record. Lineage: Eukaryota; Metazoa; Chordata; Mammalia; Carnivora; Phocidae.